GAAUUCCAUUAAAAAACAUAAGAAAACUUAUUAAAUGAAUGUUUCUUAGCGGAAAUAACCUCCGAGAAGAACUCAAGUUUGAAUCGGCCGCUCACACGAUGCUCCCCUUCUCCUGCCGCCUCGCGCGCUCUAACCUCCUUCUACGCUGCCACGUUUCACCACCAUUUUCUACUAACGCAACGAAAAUCACAGACUCUCCGAUACAUUUUUAAUAAUAACUCAUGAUUCGUGUGGUUAAGGAUAAUACAAUUGUUGGGAUAGAUUCCUGAAAUACGUACGGUUCUACUGGUGAUCUAGUUGGAUUUUUUCUUUAUUGUCGAUUAUUUUUAAGUGAUUUUUGAAAACGAAGUCCCAUAAGACCCUGUGUUAUUGACGUAUUUUCAAUCAUUUUUUGCCAACAAUCUACAAGCAAUACUCCUUGCAAUAUAAUUGCAAUACGCUGAAGGUAUAUGGAGGCCCUUUGAGGCUUUCAUGUUUUAAUAUUGCUGGUCUACAUAAAAGACUGAACACUGGAUAAUCCUUCACAAAAGCAGUUCCAACAUUGAAUAGCAGAGUCCUCGGUGGCCACUCAAUUUUUUAAUAAAAAGUCAAAGAAUGAUUGGAAUAUUUUCGCAAAAGAUCACGAGUUUUUCGAUGCUUUAUUAGUUAAGAUAAUGGGGAACUGCACUGUCACAUAACUGAUUACUUAGGGAACACUUGUAGAAAUUUGGAAAGUGAGUGUGGCUCCCUCUUCAACUUCACUAAAGGUUCCAAGAGAAUUAUCCUGCAUCAUACGUUAUUUUCUAAAAAAAACACUACACGCAAUUUAUAGGUUUAAUAUUCCAGGAGAGAAUCAACAAAUUCUCUAUUAACCUCGUCACUCGUGGAUGAUUCCCUCUGUUACUUAAUUUUGGAUAACAAUUGUUCGACAAGCUGUUGGUAAUGAUAACUUCUCUCUUGGAGGACAAUCUACAAACAGCUCCAGGCUUGUAAACCCGCAAACGUUUGCCUCAGGAGCUGAAGAGUAGUACUAAGCCACAUUUUUCAACGAGCUCUAUGAGGUCUUGAACAAUACGAGAUACUGAACAAAUUAUGUCCAAAUCAUCGUGUAGAACGGGACUUUAAAGAGAAUUUGUCUCUUUCGAUCAUUAAGUUGCUUUUCUGAUGACUUCUGCCUCCCCAAAAAUGGAGAAAAAUGUGCGGACUUGUUUUAUUCCUGACUGCAAGCUCGACUCAUCUCAUAAAGCUCUUUACCCAUUCCUAAUCGACACGGAAGACAUAAACUCUUGGAUUGUGGGUGUGGGCUCUCCAGGGCUAGUGGGAAACGUUCCAACAGACCACAGGAGAAUUUGCGAGCAGUACUUCCUCUGCACUGACCACAUGAAUUUCCUGGACUCCAUAAAGUAUGUGGAGAAAUUGCAAAAACAAGAUGAAGAACAGGAGAGGGUUGAGAAUAAUAAGGAAGACCCUGAAGGAGUAGAAGAAUCAGUUCCUGAUCAACUCUCGCAGCAGCUCAGCAGCUUAACAGUCUCACAGCCUCGAGAUGAUGAAUUCGAUGAUCCCAAUAUUCCAAAGACAGAGGAAUGCGAGAAUUAUGUUGAACUGACCAUUUGCCCCCAGGAUUUAAGUUCCAUCUUCGAUUUGAUCCCGGAGGACUCCACUAGCCUCUGCAGAGUGUGUGGAAAGAGCACUGCUAAUCCCAUCUCGAUAUUCCCAGGAGAAGAUGAAAGUGGUGAGGUCAGUAUCCUCGAAAAAAUUCGGUAUUAUCUUCCCAUCAAGAUUGAGAAUAACGACGACCUUCCGAAGAUCAUCUGUGGAGAGUGCGAUCAACGUCUCAGGGAAACUCACGACCUGGCGAUGACAUCUCUGGCCACUGAAGCUCUCCUAACAGGUGCUGCACCUAAAGACGACUUGAUAGAGUACAAUUACGUGUCGAAAGAAAACUCUAAACCUCCAGGCCAUUCUGAUCAAGUCACAUCCACUGCGGCAGAUUGCGAGAAUGAGAAUUGCAGUCAGGAGUCUGUGAGCGACGCAGCUCAUCUAAAUUGCUGGCAGCCUCUGAUUACCAGUGAUGAAGAAGAAGGGUCUUCUAUAACAUUUGAAGAGCUCAAACUGCGAGGGUCUCAUGGUAAAAAGAGACCUCUCUCGCAAGAUACCGGGGCGCCUGCUGUCAAGAAGAAGAAGAAGGAGCCAAUCUUUGAGAAAUGGUACAAGUGCAACACGUGUGCAGCCUCUUCGACUGACGAAGACAUCAUAAAAUUCCACAAAAACAGGCAUAGGCUGCGAAAACCUGUCCUCUACUGGUGCAACUUUUGCGCAACCGAAUUUCCCAAGGAGUCCAUCUUCGCGAACCACGUGCUAUCGAUUCACAAGCGAGAAUCCCAGGUUUUAAGUCAAGCUUACAAGUGCAGCACUUGUCACCGAGUCUUUUCCCUCAAAUCGACUGCGCUGUUGCACUACGUGAUAAAGUGUGCUAUCCAUCCAGUUCAAAAUUAUGACGCUAACAAGUCAGCUGAGGACGUAUACAUCAGAUAUGCCUACACUUGCGAAUUCUGCUGGAAAGGAUUCGCCUAUGUCUCCAGUCUAAAUGCACACAGGAGUGAACAGCAUUCAAACAGCAAUUGUUGGACUGGAAAAUUCGAAAUUAGUGAACAGGAGAAGAGGGAAAGGAUUUUGGAUAUCUUCGGGAUAAGAAAUGCUUUUGCCUGUAAAUUCUGCGCUAAGAUAUUUUUAUCCUUAGAGAACUACCUCGAUCACGAGAACCAGCAUCGGGAUCGCUUGUUCAAGUGUUCUUCCUGCAAUGAAACAUUUACUAAGUAUGAGGAUUUUAAGGAGCAUCGAGAGACUCAGCACGACUAUCGAAUUGUCUUCAGAGAGGUAAUCGAAGAACAAUUGCAGGAGGAUUGAUAGAUUUUAUUGAGAAUUUGGGCGUAUUUGAUGGACAGAGCGUUCUGAACUCCACGAAUUCCUUAUAAAUAUUCUGAAACUUUGCAUUAUUUCAUAAUGAGAGUAUUUUUAAGUUCCUGAAGAGUGAUAGCAGUGAAUAUGCUUUUUAUUCGAAAAAUUUGAUGACUGAGAAUACUGAGAUUAGUCUUGGGGAUUUCAGAAAAAUUGAUGUGAAUUAAAUGAAGGGAUUAUAAUAAUUCAAUUUUAUUGAUGUCAAAGAGUGCAUACUGCAGUGGGCAUUAUUCAUUAUUUUUUGAAAAUUUCAAUGGUUAAUUCAACAAUUAAAUGAGAGACCAUUGUGAUUGAUUUGAAUAGUAGAUGUCAAUAUGGUUUUCAUUUGUACGACCUAAAGAAUAAUCUUUGCUAGAGGAUUACGAUUAGUAUUUUUUUGUUUUAUAAGAGACAUUAUUAUGAAUCGUUUAGUGGAGUUAAUCGGUCAAAUAAUACAGAGGAUUUCAUUUAUUACUUUUUAUUGAUCGAUGAUUGAAGUUUUGGUUGGAACUUUGAUUUUUGCGUUGAUUAGAUAUUGACUAGCAUAAGUCAAUUAGACUAAUUUUCAUGAUAUGUAAUAGGCUGUUUAAAAAUUGAAUUUUAUCGGUAUUAAGUGAAUUUCUCAUUGACACUCUGAAAAGUUGAAGCAACGAAGUACCAGAGGUCUGGAGACAAAUUAGAGAAAUUAGGAAGAAUAGAAAAAUUGAUACUUCCAUAGAUUUAAUGUGGCCAAUGCAUUGUUCAUUGAGGUUUUUUUUUUCUAUUUUUAAAGAGACAUCCAUUAUUGAGAAUACGCCUAGAAAUUUGAAUUGUCAAUUCGUUUAUACGAAUCAUUCGAUUUUUUCGUGUUUUCAUAUGCAAAUAAAGAUAACUUGUUCCAGA
Messenger RNA from Fopius arisanus, 3798 nucleotides. Its product is annotated as GDNF-inducible zinc finger protein 1. NCBI's taxonomy places the organism in Eukaryota, Metazoa, Arthropoda, Insecta, Hymenoptera, Braconidae. Bases 1144 to 2886 code for a protein of 580 amino acids. Gene Ontology annotation, molecular function: RNA polymerase II cis-regulatory region sequence-specific DNA binding; DNA-binding transcription factor activity; zinc ion binding. The transcript is spliced from 5 exons. Gene Ontology annotation, biological process: regulation of transcription by RNA polymerase II. The record is from RefSeq and is a predicted model, not a curated record. Gene Ontology annotation, cellular component: nucleus.